CCUGCUGUGAGAAGGGAGCUCCUUCACAAUGACCGCUGCAACGCGGGGUCACUGUAAGAUGAGACAUGCCAGGAGCAGACGGAGACAAGCUGGGUGGUGUGGCCAUGUGUCCCUUGUUUUGAUGAGCUGCAGGCUGUGUGUCUGACUGGGACACAUGCAGUUUGCAACCUGAGAGAGCGCAGUGUCCGGCCAACUCAGUGGCUGUGCGUCAACAGGAAUCCCAGAAAGUCUCCCCGGAGACAACCAGGAGAGAGAGAGAACAGGCACAGACUGCUCCUGGGGCUCUCUCCCUCUCCCUCUCCCUGUGUGUGUGCAGAGCGAUGGUCACACCUCUCCUUGCCUCAGCAUAAACCCUCUCCUCCAGGUUUCUAGACUUGACCCCAGGACAAGCUGAGAGAGAGACAGAGAGAGAAGGACGUUGUGGGCGCCAUGCAAAUGGAGGUGUUGGAGAGUGCCAAGCCUGUGAGGGGGAGAUGCCGGAGGUGGUGGCUGAGAGGGUUGCUGCUGCUCUUUGCCACAGCCACCCUGGCGCUGAGUAUUGUGCUGGCUCUCGUUGGGAGCCGAGUGAUCCAUCUGCAACAUGAGGAGCACUGCGUCAGCCCGGAGUGCACCGAGGCUGGUGUUCACAUGUUCAAGAAAAUCAACUGGUCAGCAGAUCCGUGUGAGAACUUCUUUGAGUUUGCUUGCGGACAGUGGAUAAAGGAGAACCCGAUCCCUGAAGACUACUCAAGCUACGGGACAUACUCGUGGGUUCGGCAAAGCGUCAACAUCAAACUGCGAGAGCUAUUGGAAAUCCCAACUGAUGAAGAAAAGGAAAUUGAAGUGGUGCAGAAGGCAAAACUGCUUUAUCAGUCAUGCAUGAAUGAGAGUGCUAUCGAUCGGGAAGAUUCCAAACCCUUGCUAAAGUUUCUGAAGCAGCCCCAUUUACACUGGCCUGUGCUCGAGACCAACAAUGGGCCUGAGGGUACCUGGAGGGAGGAGGACUUCAACCUGUUGGAGAUGUUAGCUUUCCUCCGUGGAAAAUACAACAGCGGUAUUUUCAUUCAAUUUUUUGUUGGAACUGAUGACAAAAACUCCAACGAGUACAUCCUCAAGCUGGAUCAAGGGUCAGUGUUUCUGCCGUCUGAGGAAGACUAUCUGACUAACAGCACUGAGGCAGAAAAGUCCAGGCAUGCCCUGCUGCAGCUGAUGAUUGAUAUCGCUGUCCUCCUCGGCGCUAACACCACCACGGCUCAGAUUGACAUGCAAUCCGUCAUGGAGUUCGAGACCAAGGUCGCAAAGAUUCUGAUUCCAUACAGUAACAGGACCAGUGAGGCUCUGUAUAAUAAACUCAGUGUUCUCAAGUUACAAGAAACCAUCCCACGGUUUGACUGGCUGCGUUAUUUGAAGCUGGUCAUCGAUACCGAUCUUUACCCUGAACUCUCACACAUCAACACCUCGGAAGAAGUCAUAGUCUACGUGCCGCAAUACUUCAAGGAUUUGUUCCAGCUGUUAGACACGGUGGAUAACAGAACAAUCGCCAACUAUGUUGUCUGGAGGAUUGUAUACCGGAGGAUCACCAACCUCAGUCAACGUUUCCUGACCCGCCGUCUGGAAUUUUUAAAGGUGAUAACAGGGGCGACAUCGCUGUCUCCACGUUGGGACAAGUGUGUGGACUUUGUUGAGUAUGUCCUACCUGAUGCCGUUGGCAGGAUGUUUGUUGAAGCACAUUUUCAGGAGGACAAGAAACAGCUGACUGAAGACUUGGUCGCUGGCAUUCGCUGGGCAUUUGUGGACAUGCUGGAAAAAGAAAAUGACUGGAUGGAUCCAGAAACCAAGACCAAAGCCAAAGAGAAGGCACAUGGCGUUCUUGCCAAAAUAGGAUACCCAGACUUCAUACUGAAUGAUACCAUCAUCAACGCCAACUUCAGAAAUCUGACUGUCUCACACACCGAGUACUUCGACAACAUCCUGCGGUCCCUUCAGUUCUUCUCUCAGACGGAUUUCGCCUACUUGAGGAGCCGUGUUUCAAAGACAGAAUGGUACACAAGUCCCACCAUAGUUAAUGCCUUCUACUCCUCAACCACUAACCAGAUCAGAUUCCCAGCAGGAGAGCUUCAGAAACCGUUUUUCUGGGGAGGACAAUAUCCAAUGUCUAUCAGUUAUGGUGCGAUCGGAGUCAUUGUAGGCCAUGAAUUUUCGCAUGCAUUCGAUGACGACGGUCGAAAAUAUGACAAAAAUGGAAAUCUACACCAGUGGUGGAGCAAUGCAUCCAUUUCAAAUUUCAAUGACAAAACAGAGUGUAUGAUUAAACAGUACGAUGAGUAUUACUGGCCAACAGCUGGCUUGCAGGUAAAUGGACAGAGAACUCUGGGAGAGAACAUUGCUGACAACGCUGGGCUACGCCAGGCUUUCAGGGCGUAUAGGAAAUGGAUAAGAGAGGAGAAAGGAAACAAGGAGGAGCCACUAUUGCCAGGUCUCCCGCUCAGCAACAACCAGCUCUUCUUUUUAAGUUAUGCUCACGUUCGAUGUAACGCCUAUCGACCAGCAGCAGCGAGGAAUAAAAUUCUGAAUGGCGCUCACAGUCCCUCUGAGUUCAGGGUCAUGGGGUCAAUGAGUAACUUUGAAGAAUUCAGCAAAGCUUAUAGCUGUCCCACAACAUCAGCUAUGAAUCGCGGAGAGAAAUCUUGCCGAGUGUGGUAGGGACUGCUCGGGCGUUGCUUACAUCACCCUAACUUUGGCUUCACAUCUUGCUUGUUAAAACAGCCGACCUAAAGAAGUGGGCACCAACUCUGUGUUCAGUCAGAUUCAUAAUUUUGGUUUAUUUACAUUGGAACCCACUUUGGCCAACCCUCUGUUCCUUGCUAGCGCCAGCCUCCCAUUUUUAUUGCUUUCCAGGGGUUUGGAAAACAGCCGAUUUUUUUUUCAAAGCUUGAACUGACUCAGACUAGUUGCAGCUCAUCAGCGAGCCUCUCACCACCAUCAUUUGCCUUUCAAUGGUGUGACCAUCAAGGAACCUCCCCCCCUGACAACUGAGCAUCCUGACCCAAACCUGAACUGGAGCAGCUCUAUAAAUGGUGACUACAAACAAAGGUCAAAGGCUGGGAAUUCUGUAACAAACAACUUCCCUCCUGUCUAUGAUACAAGUCCAGAAUGGAUCGGUGUACUCCCAACUUGAUUUUAGUGCCAACAACGUCAGAAACCCACUUGACUGACACCCUUAAACAACCCUCUGCCACCAGUGUACCGUCUACAAGAUGCACUCCAGAAAUUCACCAUGGUUCUUUCAACAGGACCUGCAGAACCCUGACCUCUACCACACCGAGAAGAACAAGAGCAGAUGGAUGAGAACACCACUAUUUGCAAGUUCCUCUCCAGCCACAACGCACCCUGACUUGGAAAUAGAGCAUAGAACAGUCCAGGCCCUUCGGCCCACAAUGUUGGGCCGAGUAUUUAUCUUCGGCUGAGAACAGCCUAACCUACACACCGAUGUCAUCAUUUGUUCACCGUCUCAGGCAAAAUUGUGGAUCUUGCUUCUGCAGAUCCCUCACCCUAACCACCAAGGAUUGCAGUGGCUUGAGAUGCCAGCUCACCACCACCUUGGGGGCACAAGGGAUGGGUGCAACCCAAGAACAAAGAACAGGUACCAGCAGUGGAGUGCGGUGGCCGUUUCAAUCAGCUGAGCUCAGCAGUUAUCCAUAUCCUACACAGACAGGAAGUACCAACAAACACUGAUAACCAUGCUCACUGAGGUGUCUUGCGCUGAACGAGCAGUAUUGCACUCCUUGUGUUCCUCCUCAUGAACCUUUCCUUGUGUGUACACCAAAGAGAUGAGCAUUUCUAACCAGCAUUAGAAACAGAGAAUGAAGUUCCUUUUAGUCUAACCAGGCCCCAUGUGUCACCUGUUGCAAUGUAACACCCCGUGGCCCCUGAAAUGGAAUCACUUUUGAGCUGAUGCACUCAGCCAGUCAUCAUGUGGCUAUUUAAAGGCAAACGUAGGGAGGGAGUCAUGUUCUGGCCCUGGAAUGUGCCUCAUCAUAUUACACAGUCAAGUUUACUUGGCAUUGCCUUCUCCAUCUCUACAGUAUUUCGUAUGGCUGGCUAAUAACCACGGCCACUGAAACAGACAUUGGGAACAGAACAGUUAAACAUUUUGGCCCUAAUAGUAUGGGUAUUCUCUUGGGAGUGUUCACUGUCUGUUUGACCAAACGCAAUCAGCAGGGUCAAUUUUCAUAACUCUUAAAUGAGCUGUCAAGCCUUGAUUGAUGAGUACUGACUGGGGAAACAUGCAAGUACUGAUAGAUCUGCCAACAGUUUUGGAUUGCUUCACGUGGCAGAAAACAGACUAGCACAGAGAACAUCCAAAGCCUCUCAACUAUUGUUGCUCAAUGGAGUUGAUUGGUAAUUCUACACAGACUGUACAAAACCCGAUUCCAAGCAAGUAGGUCAGGGCUAAGGUAGAAACUGCUCUCCCUCUUGGGUACAAGUUCCUGCCAGGAGGAUUAAAGUGCUUUGAUAUUUCGGCAAGUUAUGUAGUUGUUAGCUAUGCCUGUUUGUGGUGGAUUCCAAAAGGGAAAACAAAUCUUUUGUUGAAAUGUAUAAUAAACUGUUUCUAUGACCGAGUUAAUGAAAACCUAUCAAAGUCCCAAAAGUAGUGUUUUUAUUCCUCACGUGUACUGGAUCAUGUAGCAUGUUCAGAGAUCAGAUAAAUAAUUUCAAAGAUAUCAAAACAGCUCGUCAAUUUACUUCAAAUAAUUAAAACAGUAAAAUCUGUUAGUCUCCUGAUUCCCUAAAACGCUGAUAAAAAUAUUCCAUGAUUCACAUGAAAGCCACAUGGUAAAUGCAUACCACCCAGACAAACAGUGUAUUCCACUAACAAUGCCAGGUCUCAACUGAGCACCACCUGUGACACAGAGCAUUUCAAUAAAACCGAUCACACCUAUAGUUUCAGAAAGUCUCAAACAUUGGUGAAAUGAACACAAUGUUUAAUGCUUUCUCGCCAAGGCAGUGUUAUUCAACAGACUAGCCUCAGGUGAAGCUCCUGUGAUAUUACAGCACUCAAUUUUCAUAGUACAUUUGGCUGGAAUGUUUUCUAACAGGUGUGUUUAUAUAAAUAUCUGCCGCCAAGAUGCUUCAAAUGACAGAUUCUUGGUUUUCCUUGAAGCCAGCAAUAAUGAGAAUAACUGAAUCGGUGAAUUGUCAAGGUUGAUGGAGUUGCUCUCUACCCAGACACCACCCCACCCUAUCUCCACAACUGUCCAGAUCUAAUCCUUGUCUCUGUUAGAAAUGACUUGGGUGCGAGCUACAUAUUCACUCCAUUAUUCUGUAAAACCAUUUCAUCUUUCUGUCAUGUCUAUCCUCUGAGCUGCUGUGAAGUCAGUGUCCUCCUGGGGAAUUGGGGAUUUGGUGGAACAGUCAACAAUUCCCUCAGUAGGAGAUUGACCCACAUUGACCCUCCUGACCCCAGAGGCCUAGCCCUCUGGUCAUCUCCUACCUGCCACCUUCAGCAGCAGCUCUCAUCCUCAAAACACACUCCCCAGAACAACCAACACAAAAACAGAUGAACUACAACUGAAGAUAAAUGUGUUACAAUUAUUAAAAAAAAGGUACAAAAAAAAAUCACAGGCGACUACUGUUUUAUCACUAGAAAUAUUUCAGAUUAAGAAAAAUUUAUUAGCUAGAAGUUGUAUAAAUGUUAUGCCAAUAAAAACACAACACAU
Molecule: messenger RNA, 5699 nt
Organism: Hemiscyllium ocellatum (epaulette shark)
Lineage: Eukaryota; Metazoa; Chordata; Chondrichthyes; Orectolobiformes; Hemiscylliidae
Gene: phex
Product: phosphate regulating endopeptidase homolog, X-linked
Exons: 22
Coding region: 430-2682 (750 amino acids)
Biological process (GO): protein processing
Cellular component (GO): plasma membrane
Molecular function (GO): metalloendopeptidase activity
Source: RefSeq, a predicted model, not a curated record